AUGAGCAAUUCCAACGACGAUUUGGUAGUUGAUGAUGAUAACUACAAGCCGGGCGCUAAGAAGACGCUUGACGAGUACGCCAAGCUCGAUGCGGAAGAUGAGUCUCUUCAAAAGUGGAAGAAGUCUCUCGGGCUGUUGGGCGGUGAGCCUUUGCCUGUAGCCGCUGGCGAUGACCGUCGUGUUGUUAUUCUCGAGAUGACUCUGCUCGUUGACAAUGAGGCUCCAGUUGUGGUUGACCUUACGGAUGCGAAGACCGUGAAGGAGUUACCAAAGAAGCACUUCAAGAUCAAAGAGAAGUCCAUCUACAAGCUAAAGAUCAAGUUCAAGGUUCAACAUGAGAUUGUCACCGGUAUCAAGUAUCUUCAGGGCAUCAAGAAGGCUGGAUUCACGGUCGAUAAGAUCCAAGACCCACUGGGAUCUUACGCCCCAAACACAAAGGAAAAGCCGUUCUAUGAGGUUACACUUCCGGAGACAGAGGCUCCAAGUGGUUUACUCGCAAGAGGAAGCUACAGCGCACAGUCAAAAUUCGUCGAUGACGAUAAAAACACAUACUUGGUGCUGGAUUGGGGUGUAGAGAUCGUCAAGAAAUGA
Williopsis jadinii is the source of this 591-nucleotide messenger RNA. It is a transcript of the gene RDI1, whose product is annotated as Rdi1p. NCBI's taxonomy places the organism in Eukaryota, Fungi, Ascomycota, Saccharomycetes, Phaffomycetales, Wickerhamomycetaceae. Gene Ontology annotation, molecular function: protein binding; Rho GDP-dissociation inhibitor activity. The coding region runs from base 1 to 591 and encodes 196 amino acids. Gene Ontology annotation, cellular component: cytoplasm; membrane; cytosol. The transcript has a single exon. The record is from RefSeq and is a predicted model, not a curated record. Gene Ontology annotation, biological process: Rho protein signal transduction.